AUGGGGUUAGGGUAUAGAGAGGAGAAAAAUCCAGUCAACCUUCGGGAUGUUGCACGGACACUCCAAACUGCUGGAGUGUCAGAGUGUCGAACACGGCGAAUGGCUCCAACACGCCCCCAACAUGCAUUGGACAUGGUCAACGGUUGGGACACGGUCAAGACACAGCUCCGACACGGCCAAGACACGAUAGGGACCAGUUUGAAAAUUUCAAAAUAA
Prunus armeniaca (apricot) is the source of this 216-nucleotide messenger RNA. The record is from the annotation of a GenBank genome assembly. Lineage: Eukaryota; Viridiplantae; Streptophyta; Magnoliopsida; Rosales; Rosaceae.